AACAAUGUGACAGUAGCCUCUAAAGCUUACAAUCUGUCCUCCGACCUCAUGAGGAUCAUGAUGAAGUCCAGAGUGCUGAACGAGGAACCCUUGACCUUACAAGGAGGAGAAAUUCUGGCCAGAGGCAAACGUUCAGAUCCACUUAAUCUGCUCUGCUACAGUAACAGAACAGGCUGUCAGUUCUUUAUACCUCAGGGCUUUAAUAGCACCUUCCCAGAUUUAACGGACAUUAUCCAGGUCAUGAUCCAAGUGGAUUCCAACCCUUACCCCUUUGGCUUCAUCAACAACUACACCGUCUCCACUAAGGUAGCCUCUAUGGAAUUCCAGACCAGUAAUGGCAGUCAGAUCCCAGUGGAGAGUCUGGAUUCUGAAAAGGCAAUCACUGUUAGUGUCGCCAAUAACACUGGUGUUGGCAAUAUUACAGCAGGUGUGGCUACGAUUGAGAGCCGGCGAUCCGUGAAAGUGGACAUUGAAGCAGAGAGCAGUAAUGAAAAUGCAGGCCUUCACAUUCAAAUUACCUAUAAAGUCCUAGAUGAAUGGUAUUCCCACAUGGAAAAAGAGCCGUACAUCUCCACCUAUCUUCAUGAGACCGAUCAUCCCAACCAGUACAAUUACAGCAUCAUGAAGCAGGUCACAUUGGAUGCUAUAAAGGAAGAGGACCAUAAGCUGUACACAUUCUUCAUCGCUCCCAUGGAAGGAAACCUGACUAGACACUAUUACCUAAAAACAUCACCAACCAUUACAUGUGGUCCUCUGUGGAUGUGACGGUAGGACUCUACACCUCCCUGUGUCAGUACUUUGACGGCACUGAGAUGAGAUGGAAGACGGAAGGACUCGUACCCCUGGAGGACACCCGCUCUGACCAGGCUGUGUGUCUGACCCAGCAUCUCACCGCCUUUGGUGCCAGCCUCUUCGUCCCACCACACUCCGUCAACUUUAUCUACCCUCCUCCGCAUCCUGGAAUCAAUUACAUUGUGCUUCUGACGUGUGCCGUCUGCUUCGCCACCUACUCUGUAGCCACCAUUAUCGUCCACAAACUAGACCUUCUGGAUGUCAGCAAGGCCGGGGUCAUACCGUUCUGCGGGAAGGCUGGUGUCUAUAAAUAUGAAGUCCUGGUGAAGACGGGCUGGGGGCGCGGAUCAGGCACCACAGCCCACGUAGGUAUCAGCUUAUAUGGAGUGGAUAAUAAAAGUGGACACAGACAUCUGGAUGGUGAGAAUACUUUCCACCGAAACAGCGUGGAUAUCUUUCAGAUUGCAACAGAGAAGAGCCUGGGGAAUGUGUGGAAGAUCCGUUUGUGGCAUGAUAACAAAGGGCUCAGUCCAUCUUGGUAUGUCCAGCAUGUCAUCAUCCGAGACCUGCAGAGCAGCAAGAACUACUUCUUCUUGGUCAAUGAUUGGCUGUCUGUAGGUCAGGAGGAAAGUGGCCGGCGGGUGGAGAAGGAAAUCUUUGCUGCCAGUGAGACAGAGCUGAAGAGAUUCUCUCGGAUUUUUGUGGCAGAACUGCAGAGAGGCAUUUCGGAGAAACACGUCUGGCUCUCUAUGUGGGACCGCCCUCCGCGUAGCCGCUUCACCCGCGUCCAGAGGGCCACCUGUUGUGCUGUUCUUAUCUUCCUCUUCCUGUGUGCCAAUACAGUGUGGUACGGUGUUGUGGGAGAUCGCAAUCAUGGGGAUGGUGCAGUGUCUCAGGUGGUUCCUCUCAGUGUGGACUCCGUGGCUGUAGGGUUGGUGACCAGCAUCUUAGUCUAUCCCAUCUACCUGUUCAUCCACUUUCUGUUCAGGCGAGCUCGCAGCAAGACCUGUAUCAGGCCAUCCCUCACAUACUUCGAUCAGAACUCCCUAGAAAUCGAUAACUACCUGGACAAUGUGAUGAUGGAGAGUUCCUUUAUGACAUAUACAGGGAUACAUGGAGAGGGAUUUUCUGACCAGACCAAAACAGAAAUAAUUGUGGAUGACACAAAGGGUUUCAUUCAGUGGAGUGCCAAUGAUGGUAUGCUCAGCUGGCCAGACCUACUAAGUGACCCGACCAUCAUGGGAAACAGCAUCCAGAAGUUGGAGAAGCACCGCAGUCAACACCUUGGGUUAGAUGGCAGCUCCCAUCCCAGUGAGGAGGACAAUGUGAUACUAGGCCUUCCCCCAUCCAUGCCACGCCAUUUCUUAGCAUCAGAUGGAGCCAGCAGCAUGUCUCUCCCCCAAAACCUGCGGAGGAUCUCCCGUACCGAGACAGAUCUCUUGUCAGACCUGUCAAACCCUUUUGCGGAUAAAACAGAAACCAUAAUGUUGGAUAAAUUAAAUGAAAAAGGCCAAACAAUAACUGGACCUCCCAGAGAAGUCAAAUCCAUCAAGUCAAACAGGACAGUUAUAACAGAUGCCUUCCAGAGACGUGGAACUAUGUUACCCUCUUGGUGCAUCCGUGUAGCUCACGUUCUUAGCUGCUUUCUCCUCUUCUGCUGUUUUGGGGUGUCUGUGUGGAUUGGGGUGGGCUUCACCUCCAGCGUAGGCCUUAUGUGGUUAAUAUCUGGAAUAUUCAGCUUCCUCUUUUCAUUCUUUGUCCUGGAACCUUUGAAGGUGUUGGCUGAAGCCCUCUACUUUGCUUUGGUGGUGAAGCGUUUGCACCCUGAGGAGGAGGACACUCUUGUGGAGUGCCCCCUGGUGGAGCAAGUCUCUGAAAGGAUCACCAAGGUCCGGCCCCCGCAGGGCUUUGCUCUGUUCCAGGCCCGAGAGGAGGCUCGCAAGGUGAAACUGCUGCACAGGGUGCUAAAGAACUUGGUGGUUUACAUGCUCUUCUUCUUGGUAGUCCUUCUGACAAACUAUGGUGAUUCUUCUGUGAACUCCAGUGCUUACCUGCUGCAACGUUCAAUCAGACAAGAGCUAGCGAGCCAGAGAUUCUUGCAGAUUAGGAGGUACUGUUCCGACACGAUUGAUUGA
Molecule: messenger RNA, 2927 nt
Organism: Staurois parvus
Lineage: Eukaryota; Metazoa; Chordata; Amphibia; Anura; Ranidae
Source: the annotation of a GenBank genome assembly